AGGUUAACCGGCCGAGCGGACGGACACCCCUUCGCGGCGAUUGAUGGGCCAACGAAAAUGACGUAGUUUACUCGCACUCGGGGGCAUUGCUCAUUUUUAAUGCUAACUUGGCCGAUUUCAGCCAUUCGAGCAUUAUGGCUUUCGUACAUUGUUGUGGAACGAAGAAAGUCGAUGCCGUCGUGGCCGUAAAAUGACGUUCUAUCUAUGAUUCGGGUAUGUUGAUGCAGUGUGGAGGUUAUGAUUUGUUGCGAGCUAUUGGAUAGGUAAUCUGUUGAAUUAGGAAUCUGAGCGGUUUAACGAGGUAGCGCGAUGAGAGGCAGUGGUGGUAUGUUUGAUGUCCAUGAGUUUGGUAAGCGAAUGCGUCGUUUCAUCGAUGGGAAUUACUCGUACCGGAAGAUUCUUGUGUUCGCCGUGAUUGUUGGAGGUUUCGUUUUGUAUGUCGGCCCGUCGUUGGUUCAGUGGCUGUUUUCUGGCAGUGGAGAGUCUAUCGAAGCUUACGAGGAGCGCUGCAUCAAUGAGAAACUCGCGGGCUUCUAUUUUGACUCCGUCGAGUACAAUGCAAAUAUUUUAUUCCAUCCUGCGAAGGAGGAUCAGCGACUUUACUUACCUUACGUGGGCAAUGGAAUUUUUGGCAUUCCGAUACAAUCGCAAUCCUGGCUGUACAUAAAGAAUGGCAGGAGUUUGUCUUUGCCAGUAAAGUGGCAGCCUCUCAUUAUUUAUCAAGUGUCGGAGGAUACUUUGUAUAGAGAGGCGACUAUCACUCAUUACACAAAGGGUAUCGUUUACAAAUAUCAGUGCUUCAGAGAUGGCUAUCACACGAGUUAUCAAUAUUACGCUCACCGAGAUCUCGAAGGCAUUUUCGUUCAAGCGAUAAAGAUAUCAAAUCCGUUAAGCAUCUCCUUGGAGUUACCGUUUAAAUCGCAAGCAUCGCUUCAUUGGAGCGAAUCUCUUGUCGAGCCAAUAAACAUACUAGUCGAGCGUGCCAAUCACGAGUUUAAUUUGGAAUCGGGAUACGUCCCUGUGCCCAAUUCUAACAAAAUUGUAGCUGUGACCAUUGUUUAUCAAAUUGUGCAAAAAAGAAUACAAGUUAAGGCAAGAGGAUCUGUUAAAAUGGAAUUCUUAACCAGUAUAAAAUAUAGCGAACCAAUUGAAAUGGAACAGUACACUCGUGAAAGGAAUGCAAUUAGAGAAAAAGCUAUUGACCACAUGAGAAAAGCUCUCGUUAAGCAACGCAGUCAAGGUUUGAAGGAAAGCCACGUAAUUGCUUGGCAGCGUUAUUGGCACACUGGCUUCAGGAUAAGCGAUUCCAAAGCGAAAGGAGCAAUCAAUGGAUACAAAAUAAAUUCAACAAUUUAUUAUGUACUGAGUCAGGUACCAAAAGCAACGGGAGAUGUAGAGAAGAGUGUUAUAAACAACGAGGGCUGCUAUCGAGGACAUCAUACUUUAGAUGCACCCCGUCUAUGGAGAGAUACCUCAACAAUUGAUAUGAUAAAUGAAUUGGUUCGAGCUUGGUCCAUAACUCUUGAAAAACAGGGAUGCUAUAGAUUAAUGACUGGUAAUCCUUCCGCUGUAUUGCAAGCUAUUGUCUUAAGUCUUGGAGGCUUAAGAUUUAGUAACCAGCAUCUAGAGUUUAAUAUUGAUCCUCAACAUUUACACAGAGAUUUUUUAUUUAGAAGAAUAAGUUAUGGAAAUGUCACGCAUCUGAACAUUUCUGUUAACGUUAAUGAAGAUAAUCGAGCAGUUCUUGGUGUAGCUAUUGACAGAAGUGACAGUGUUUAUUUUGGAUGCGAUGCUGGCUGUUUAGAUGCACCGGUACCACUCAGUCAAGCCUAUACAAGCUUUCCAGUGAAACUUACCAAGCCGUUAACGGCCAUUUUAUAUAUAACUUCAGAUUAUCACCAUAUGCAGGACUUGCAAAAUGCUCUACACGUUCAUGCAGUUGACGAAGCUCCGGCACACGACCAUCACGUUAUGGCGUUACAUAAGCACGGACAUCAAUUAGGUGGCUUACCUACCUUUUUCUGGGUGAGCAUAUGUUUUCUAAUCAUCGUGUUCCACUUGUUUCUCUGUAAGCUCAUUGUCUCGGAGUAUUGGGAUCAAAAGGAUCGUGGGAAAGUACGAUAUAGUAAACUAUAAGAACUGUAAAUAAAUUUUAUAACACUCUUGUUAUUUAUCGUGUAAAGAUAAUAUAUUUUUACACAGUUAUUAAAAAAUGAGAGAGAUGUACAGGCUGCGAUAUUGUUAUGUCUAUGCACGAGUGAUGAUCGUUCAAUUUAUGAAUAUUUAUAUGAUUAUUAUAUUAUUUUUGUAUUCGAUCAACGCUUCGUUUCACCAGAAUGUUUAUUAUCAAUUUAAUUAAUAAAAUAAUUAUGUUUUAGAAUUUGAAAAGUUAUAUGACAGGUGAGGUAAAAUAAGUUCUUCAAUGCAAAGGAUUUUCGAACUUUUUGCAGUAUUUAUUUAAAGAAACAUAAUUUCAAUUUGUAUAAAUCACAUGUGAAGUACAUCAAAACUAUACAAAUGUUAAAAUUAAAACAAAUCUGUGGUGCAAUAAAGUACAGUAAUCGUAGGAUGUAUUCUAAAUCUACGCAAACAAUUAAUAGUAAUAUUUAAUGAA
Messenger RNA from Ceratosolen solmsi marchali, 2614 nucleotides. RefSeq lists its product as uncharacterized. The record is from RefSeq and is a predicted model, not a curated record. Bases 310 to 2136 code for a protein of 608 amino acids. NCBI's taxonomy places the organism in Eukaryota, Metazoa, Arthropoda, Insecta, Hymenoptera, Agaonidae. The transcript is spliced from 7 exons.